This is a messenger RNA of Molossus molossus (Pallas's mastiff bat), 4537 nucleotides long. RefSeq names its product C2 calcium dependent domain containing 5 (gene C2CD5). Gene Ontology annotation, molecular function: calcium ion binding; calcium-dependent phospholipid binding. Gene Ontology annotation, biological process: positive regulation of D-glucose transmembrane transport; protein localization to plasma membrane; positive regulation of protein targeting to membrane. Gene Ontology annotation, cellular component: plasma membrane. The record is from RefSeq and is a predicted model, not a curated record. Lineage: Eukaryota; Metazoa; Chordata; Mammalia; Chiroptera; Molossidae. The transcript is spliced from 27 exons. The coding region runs from base 241 to 3393 and encodes 1050 amino acids.
AUGCUCCCUCCGCAUCCCCGAAGGCCGCCAUUUUGCGGGGCGGAGAAACCGCAGGAACGGCCGCAAAGGCUCCACGGGAUGUUGACAGGCUUCUGCUUCUCUUGGCAGCCCUGUGGGACCGGGACAGAAGAACCCACCGCGGCCACUCCUCCGGCUGCCUCUCCGGCAUGAGGCCUCAGCUCUCCCGCCGCACGGACCCCUUCCUCCAGCAGAGCUUAAGGAGAGGCCUAAGCCGAGACCAUGCCUGGGAAGCUGAAGGUGAAAAUCGUGGCCGGGCGCCAUUUGCCAGUGAUGGACCGAGCUAGUGACCUGACUGACGCCUUCGUGGAGGUAAAAUUUGGUAAUACUACUUUUAAAACAGAUGUAUAUCUCAAAUCCCUCAACCCUCAGUGGAACUCGGAAUGGUUUAAAUUUGAGGUGGAUGAUGAAGAUUUACAAGAUGAACCUCUACAGAUCACAGUUCUUGACCACGAUACUUAUAGUGCAAAUGAUGCCAUUGGUAAAGUGUACAUUGAUAUCGAUCCUUUACUCUACAGUGAAGCUGCAACAGUCAUUUCAGGAUGGUUUCCAAUUUAUGAUACCAUACAUGGUAUUCGUGGGGAAAUCAAUGUAGUUGUCAAAGUAGACCUCUUUAAUGAUUUAAAUCGAUUUAGGCAGUCAUCAUGUGGAGUCAAAUUCUUUUGCACAACAUCUAUUCCAAAGUGCUAUAGAGCUGUAAUAAUUCAUGGAUUUGUAGAAGAACUUGUGGUCAAUGAAGACCCAGAAUAUCAAUGGAUUGAUCGAAUUCGUACACCAAGGGCAUCAAAUGAGGCCAGACAGAGACUCAUUUCUUUAAUGUCAGGUGAACUGCAGAGGAAGAUUGGCUUGAAAGUGCUUGAGAUGAGAGGAAAUGCAGUUGUUGGGUAUUUACAAUGUUUUGAUCUAGAAGGCGAAUCUGGUUUAGUGGUACGAGCCAUAGGAACAGCGUGUACACUGGAUAAAUUAAGUAGCCCAGCAGCAUUCCUUCCUGCAUGUAAUUCCCCAUCCAAAGAAAUGAAGGAGAUUCCCUUCAAUGAAGAUCCCAACCCCAAUACUCACUCAUCAGGACCCUCCACCCCUCUGAAAAACCAAACUUAUUCCUUUUCACCUUCCAAGUCCUACAGUCGACAGUCCUCUUCUUCUGACACAGAUUUGAGUUUGACACCCAAAACUGGAAUGGGAAGUGGUAGUGCUGGAAAAGAAGGGGGGCCAUUUAAAGCUCUUUUACGACAACAGACUCAGUCAGCAUUGGAACAAAGGGAAUUUCCCUUUUUCACCUUGACGGCGUUUCCUCCUGGAUUUCUUGUGCAUGUCGGGGGUGUUGUUAGUGCACGCUCUGUGAAGCUUUUGGAUCGGAUCCACAAUCCUGAUGAACCAGAAACUCGCGAUGCGUGGUGGGCAGAAAUCAGACAAGAAAUAAAAUCACAUGCUAAAGCAUUAGGCUGUCAUGCUGUAGUGGGCUACAGUGAAUCAACUAGCAUCUGUGAAGAGGUCUGUAUUUUAUCUGCAUCUGGCACGGCAGCUGUACUGAACCCUAGAUUUCUGCAGGAUGGCACCGUGGAGAGCUGUUUGGAACAGAGGCUAGAAGAAAACUUGCCUGCAGGCUGUGGAUUUUGCCAUAUACCAUAUGAUGAACUGAAUAUGCCAUUUCCAGCUCAUCUCACAUACUGCUAUAACUGCAGGAAACAAAAAGUUCCUGAUGUUCUCUUUACAACUAUAGACCUCCCAAUAGAUGCAACAGUUAUUGGAAAAGGUUGUCUUAUUCAAGCAAGGUUAUGUCGCUUAAAAAAGAAGGCACAGGCAGAAGCAAACGCCACUGCUAUCAGUAAUCUGUUGCCAUUCAUGGAAUAUGAAGUGCAUACUCAGCUGAUGAAUAAACUAAAACUCACAGGGAUGAAUGCUUUAUUUGGACUGAGAAUACAGAUCACAGUGGGUGAGAACAUGUUGAUGGGCUUAGCGUCGGCCACAGGUGUAUAUUUAGCAGCAUUACCAAUGCCUGGUGGAAUUCAGAUUGCUGGGAAGACUCCUAAUGAUGGCUCCUACGAACAGCACAUAUCUCAUAUGCAAAAGAAGAUAAAUGACACAAUUGCUAAGAAUAAGGAGUUAUAUGAAAUCAAUCCUCCAGAGAUAUCUGAAGAGAUUAUAGGAUCGCCCAUCCCAGAACCUCGACAACGCUCGAGGCUUUUAAGAUCUCAAUCAGAAAGCUCUGAUGAAGUUACAGAAUUGGACCUUUCACAUGGGAAAAAAGAUGCUUUUGUUUUGGAGAUUGAUGACACAGAUGCUAUGGAAGAUGUACAUUCUCUCCUUACCGAUGUUCCUCCUCCUUCAGGCUUUUAUAGUUGCAAUACAGAAAUUAUGCCUGGCAUAAAUAAUUGGACAUCUGAAAUACAGAUGUUCACAUCAGUAAGAGUAAUCCGAUUAAGCAGCCUUAACCUGACUAAUCAAGCGCUCAAUAAGAACUUUAAUGAUCUCUGUGAAAAUUUACUCAAGAGCCUGUAUUUUAAACUACGGUCUAUGAUUCCCUGCUGCCUUUGCCAUGUAAAUUUUACAGUAUCUCUGCCUGAAGAUGAAUUAAUUCAGGUUACAGUCACAGCAGUUGCAAUAACUUUUGACAAAAAUCAGGCUUUACACACCACAAAAGCACAUGUUGAAAAGUCAUUGCAAAGAGCCUCUACAGAUAAUGAAGAACUUCUGCAGUUUCCACUGGAACUCUGUUCAGAUUCACUUCCCUCUCAUCCUUUUCCACCAGCUAAAGAACACCUGGAGAGUGCAAGUUCUAACUCAGGUAUACCAGCUGCACAGAGAGCAACGUCAGUUGAUUACAGUUCCUUUGCAGACAGAUGCAGCAGCUGGAUAGAGCUCAUUAAACUGAAAGCUCAGACCAUAAGGCGCGGAUCAAUUAAGACAACUGUGACAGUUGAAAAAGCAAGUCCAGUGAGUGAAGGAAAUUUCCGGAAUCGAUCUGCUCCACCUUGCGCAAAUUCUACAGUUGGGGUUGUUAAGAUGACACCUCUUUCUUUCAUUCCUGGAGCAAAAAUAACUAAAUAUCUUGGGAUAAUUAACAUGUUUUUUAUUCGGGAAACCACUUCUUUACGUGAGGAAGGAGGAGUCAGUGGUUUUCUCCAUGCCUUUAUCGCCGAAGUGUUCGCAAUGGUGAGAGCUCACGUUGCUGCGUUAGGAGGGAAUGCUGUUGUCUCCUACAUAAUGAAGCAGUGUGUCUUCAUGGAGAAUCCAAAUAAGAACCAGGCACAGUGUCUUAUAAAUGUAAGUGGUGAUGCAGUGGUUUUUGUCCGUGAAUCUGAGUUAGAAGUGGUAUCAACUCAGCAACCUACUGCCAACUGCCAGUCGUCAUGUCCUGGAGAAGUUACAACCUGAAGUAAAUCAGGAAGAGCUCAGCUCAAUGAAAUGUACCUGUCUCCAUUGUUUUGUCAUUAUCUUCCUAGACUUAAACAAAAGUGGAACUUAAUUUGAGAUAAUUAAAAACUAAUUGAUACAUUAUGAGUAGAUUUGAUUUGUCUAGAAUCUCUUGGAGGCAUGAGAAUUUUCUAAUCUUGACAUUUUGUUUGCCAAGCCUCGAUAGGCCCCAGAGAACUACAGCAAAGGUGGAAGAGAUUUGUAAUUUAUGUUGAUUUUAAUAAAAUCAUAAUUUACAAAAUGAAAUUGAAAGAUCAUCAUGAAAGUAAGAUAGCUACCCUAGUGUACCUUAGAAAAGCUAAGCAAUGUAUUCACAAAUUGUUAAUGAAGAAAUAGUCUGAUUCAAGGGAUGUGUGGGAAAAUGGAGAAAAGUUUUCGGAAAACGAUGUGGGUUUCUUAAUAUGUUUUAUUUUGAUGAGGAAUUUGUUCACAGCUGAAAAGGAGCAGCGUUUCAGCCACCUUUGAAAAGGAAGUUAAAAUGCUGCAGCCUGUGUCCACGAUCUGUCUAAGCUACUUUACAAGAAGACAGAUGAUCAUUGCCAGUGUCCUUUUACUGAAAGUUUUAAUGAUAUCUCUAAGAAAGGAGGAAAGUAAAUUAUUAUAUAACAUCAUUAGUGUCCAAUUUCAGUUGGUGCUUAAUUUCCUAGAAGAGGCUUGGCUUCAAUAGGAAAGAAAGGUCAGAGAAUUUUCUUGAAAUAGUUAAAAUAUAAUUGAUCUAAUAGGAACAUAAGAUUAUUUUCUAAUAAAAUAAUAAUGCACUUCUACCUUAUAGAAUUUUAGUAAUAUCUUAGGGAUUUUUGAUCGCAGGUUAGACUGUAUUUGGCAAAGAAUUUGGAAAUGUAACUUGAACGUAAAUAUGCUGCAAAAUGUUGAAUGUAUACAUAGGAAUACUUUUUCUGUCAAUGCCAAAUACUUGUUAGAGAUGAAUCUUAAAAAGUACAUCCUUCCUUUGCACAAUGAAAUUUCAUUAUAAAACUCAUGAUUUUGCUUUCCCAGGAUAACAAACUGCCCUAAAGAUUAGGAGUCAUUUUCUUGUUAUCACAGGUGUCAAUAUUUUUUCUGUAUUUUGUUUAUAAUUUUAUUUUUUAAAUAAAAAGUUUAUAAA